Messenger RNA from Polyodon spathula (Mississippi paddlefish), 715 nucleotides. RefSeq lists its product as uncharacterized. Gene Ontology annotation, molecular function: metal ion binding. The record is from RefSeq and is a predicted model, not a curated record. Bases 65 to 715 code for a protein of 216 amino acids. NCBI's taxonomy places the organism in Eukaryota, Metazoa, Chordata, Actinopteri, Acipenseriformes, Polyodontidae. The transcript has 3 exons.
CCCCCCCACCCUUUCUCUCCCCUGUUUUUAAGAGGUAGGACAGGGACCGGGGGACAGGAGAAGCAUGGCUGCUCUGCGGAGCUCGCUUGUCGGGUACGGCUUGUCGUCCGGGUCGGAAAGCGAAGGAGACGCGGGCACGGCACCGCCACCAAAACGAGCAAACAACAACGCCGCAAAACCUGGGAAAAACUUCCUGCUGGAAUCCGGCGACACUAGCACCGAUGAAGACGGCUCCGAUCCGGAACCCGUUCCCGUUCCGGAACUCCUGGAGACCCAGAACAACAAACUCCCGGCUCCCAGGCUCGGAGCAAGCGCUCCGGGCUGCAGCGUCUUCAGUAACCCCUUCAGGGAGGAGAGGAUCGAGCAGCUGAGCGUCUUGCAGAGGCACGUGCCUCUGACGCUGCAGCCCAAGCCAGCCCUGAUCGGGGGCAGGAAAGUGUGCCUUCUCUACCGCCAGCAGGGGCGCUGCCGCUUCGGACACAACUGCAAGUUCGCGCACGACAGCGAGCUGCAGACCCCGGUCCCGAGCCCCGCCGGCUCGACCCAGACUCCUGCCGCAGAGUCGGCAGAACACCGGGACUGUGCGGAACCAGGCCAGCCCAGAACCGGGAAGAGGAAACCGGGUUUGAGUGACACACUGGUGCCACCCAAGCGCUCCAUGAAGAAUUACCAAGCCCAGAGAGCGAGGGAACAUUAUUCACAGCUUUUUUACUGA